AGCGGGGCGGGCGGGCGGUCACGUGACGGAAAGAGGGGCGGGGCCCGGGGCUGCUCGGCUCUCUUCCGAGCGGACUCCAUUUUGAUGUGGGUCUGAGGCGCCUCCGGCUCGGCUGCCCCGCGGAGGUCUCCGGGGCUUGGGGAGCGGGAGGCGAUGGUGCCGCUGCUGCUUUCGCGCUGACGCCGGGCCGGGAAGGACGGGGGAAGGUCGGGGCUUGGAGUGGGCGGAGGGCGGCUGGAUGGAUCGGUGAGGACGGGGCGCCUCGGCCGUUCGCUGUUGUUGUCGCCACCGCUGAGGGGACAACCGCCCGCCGCCUCCCUUCGCUCCAGCCCCCGGCCUCCCUCCUCCGUCCCUUCCGGGGUCUCGAGAAGACGAGAAGCGGCGCCCCUGAGGAGAGGUAUGUCCGGCUGAGAGAUGGAAAAAUGGGGGGGGGGGUUAAGCCUUUUGUAGCUUCCCUUUCUUCCUUUAAAAGCGUCCCCUGUAAACUGCUUCCUAUUCCGAAAAUCGGCUGAGCAAAGAGUGCUCCCCGAAACCCACGAAAUAUCUAUCAUUACAACAAAUCCGGCAUAUUUAUCAAAAAGAACCCCCCCCAAAGGUUUAAAAGCUGCUGUGUCCUGCCUAUUUUGAUAGUACGUUCGGGGUGAUUGUUCAUUACACACACACACCCCGAUCUAUCGAUUGUAUUUAUUUUUAGGAGUUGUUUUUUUUUUAAAGUACAUGAAAAAGACUUUAACAGGCUAUUUAUUUAUGUGUGGUGAUAGUUUCAGAUUCCAUAGCAUGCAUGCAUAUAUAUAUAUAUAUAUGAAUGAGAGAGGUUCAUAUGAACUGUCUUAUAUACGCACAUUCCCCCCCCCCAAAAGGAAGAAAAAGACAGGGCCAUGAAAACAAUUGCAAAAGCAGGUACUGGAAUAAAAUGUGAGAAUGCCAGGAAGAGGAAAUAAUUGGCCGAAGGCCUUUUUGUUUUUGUGCACCCUUGUCCUCGCCAGUUUCUUUAAACAGUACUAUUGGGGGUGGAGGACUCAGCUUGUUUGGAGAUACAUUUUUAUUUAAUGUGUCCUGCUGUGUUUGGGGAGGGGUGAUUUGUGUGUUUACGGUUUGCUUUCUUUGUUGCGAUGUGAACCACUCUCAGAUUUACAAAGUUAAAUCUCUGCUGGGAGGGGGAAGGGUGCGAUUGAAGGAGCGUUGUGGGUGUCCUGUGCAGAACGGAUUUUAAGAGAGCUGAACCGAUUGUUUAUUUACUUAUUACAAUUAUUUGUACCCCUUUCGGAUCCAAAUCUUUUCAAGGCACCUUGCAAGUAACAUGAAGAUAAAUGAGUAAAUUGCACAGUAACAGUAUCAAACUAUGACAAUCCACCAGUAUUAAACUAAAGCAAUGUACCAAGGUGAUACUGAGGUGGUCUCUGCCUGCCUGCUGCUUACUCAGUGGCUGCAAGGAUAUUUUCAUUUUCCAAGUGCCUCUCAAUCACUCUAGUAAGCCUUGGUGCAAAAUAAGGCAAGCCAGUAAUAUCCAUAUGAAGGGGAGGAGCUGAUAGGGAGUGGAGCGCAGUGAUUUGAGGGGGGGGGGCUGUGAGGAGACAAGGCUCAUGAGGGGCGGGCCCCACUGAAAGCUUUUGUCUGUCACAGAUCCCAGGAGAGCUUUAAUGGGAGACGAAGUUUUAGAAAGGGUUGGGGGAGGCUGACAGGGGUGUAUCUUUGCUUAAGAGGGUGAGGUGUCCUGUGGGGGUGAAAGGAUUUUUUGGUAAUGGAAAGCAAUCGGUAAUUGGGAGGGCAGAGCCCCCCUGGACCUUAGGUAGGACUGCUGGCUUGGAGAGACUCUUGAUGGUAUGGGUUGCAAGGGAUCGGUGGGAAUUGAGCCAAACCCUAUUGCUGUGUUAGUUACAGGUAGGUAGCCAUGUUGGUCUGCCCUAGUCGAAACACAAUAAAAAAAUUCCUUCCAGUAGCACCUUGGAGACCAACUAAGUUUGUUUCUGGUAUGAGCUUUUGACGAAGGCUCAUACCUAUUGCUGUGUGUUUGGGAAGAGUUUGCUUGAACUCUUCACUAGGGCUAUGGAGGUGAACAGAGGACACCAGAAAGUAUUUUGCAAUAACUGCCCAGUCUUUGAUAGCUGGGAGGAGGCACGUAGAGCUGGACAAGUGCGUCAGGGGUUGGGGGAAGGCCCCAUGUAAGUUCCCCAGAAAGGAGGAAAUGGUUGCAUGUGGGAUAAGCAGGAGAUGUUGGGAUGUGUAUUUGAGGGGAAUGUCUGUGGCAGUGCUGUAGGUGGGGCUUUCAAGAAAAAUAUCAGCGGAACAGAAAUAGAGAAGUAGGGCAAAAAAUGAGAACUGAGGGAGAUUUUGGCUGGUUUCACAUCCAGCAAAGAGGAUUAAAAGGGAUCUCUUGUGUUUUGAGGUGCUCUUGUGCUAGAUGUAGAUUGUGCAGAGCAAUCCUUUUCACCUUCUGUCUAAAGGGCAUUUUCUUAUCCAAACCCCAAGCUGUUGGUUGAGAGUGAAAUCCUUUAUGUGUUUUACAGGUUUUGUGUGUGAGGGCUUAGCUGAGGAUGGCAGCAGAUGAUCUAGGCCUUGGGACAAAUGUUUUGAUAGUUCUCCCUCCGUCCCUCCCUGCCACCACCCACCUAUCUCUGCUCCCCAGAUUUUUGUUGUUGUUUCGAGGUUGAACAAAGAUUAUCCCUUUGCUUAGGGUGGAAUUGAAAACAGGCUGACUCAAAGUGAGUGAUUGGGUGUGUGUGUCUGACAGAUUACCUAUAAGGAAUUUAAAUUGUUAUUUUUUCUUUUGUAACGGUCUAAGGACUAGAAACAAACAAAUUAAUUCGAAACCUAAUAAGGAAAGAGUAGCAAGAUACUGCAAAGCUCCCACUGUAUUGGGAUCACAGGAAAGCCAGAUGGGUAAAAGCCAAAAUUUAGCAGGUAGAAUUGCAGAGUUAUAUGCUUAAGGGGUCAGGGGAGUUUAUUAGAAUGCCUUAUCAUUUGGGCAGCCUGAUAUCAUUAUGCCAGGUUACUCAACAGUAAGCUGUCUUUUAUUGUGGUGGGUCUGCUUCCCAGGGAAAUAUUCAGAGUGUUGUAGCCUGAUGAUGUUUCUUACUGGUGAGUCUGUAUGUCUGUUCUGCUGCUGCCCCCUUCAGUCAUUUGGAAGCUGCUUCCACUGUGUGUACGUGACAGCAUUCAGCUAUGCUCCACCCCACCCCCCCUCAACCAAACUCCCUAUGCACUGGCCUCUUAGUCAAGCACUGCGUGAAAGGCCCAGGUUUUCAGCUGGAGAGAGAGGAGUGUUUUUCCUCUCCCAUUGCAUGGUUUUAGUAUGAUACACUGUAAACAGUUUAGAUAGAUGGGCAUGUGGGCAGUUCAGAGAACUGUGUCAUCUGAAAUUGUCAAAGAAUACUAUGCUCUUUAAUUGUAAUGCUUGUUAUCUCCCUGAUCUCAACACACACAAGUUGGGUGAAUUGGAAAUACAGCAUUAAUUAUUUGCUUCUGAGUGGUGAUUAUGUUGUUGUUGUAACACACAUUUAACCUCUGAAAUGGAUGUAAUUUUUCCCUCCUGAGAAUGUUCAUAUUGUCUUUCCUUCCUCCUCUCCCCUACUUUCUAAGAUGAAGGACCUUGGAGUCGAAGAACAGAUGAGCAGUUGGCUCUUCAGGCAGCUGAAAAUCCAUUUGGAACAAGAAUGGAAAUACCAGCCUCGGGAAAAGGGGCUUAGCUUGAUUGAGUGCACUGUUGAGGUGAGGAAAAGCUUUUCUCUGGGUCUGGGAAUUAAUGAUUCGCAUGAUUGAACUUUGGUUGCAUGUGAGAGAUUUGAUAGGGAAAUGACCAAAACCAUAGAUUUCUCUUCAUGUAGCUUAUUAAAUAUAUAUUCAACAUUCUCUCAAAGGAACUCAAGGUGGACGAUUGAUUCUCUUCCUUCCCCUUUUAUCCUUACAACAACCCUCUGAGGUAAUUAGCUCUAGGUCACCCAGUGAGCUUCAUGGCUGAGUGGGGAUUUGGAACUUCCCGGUCCUAGUCUAGCACUCUAACCCCACUGGCUAGCUUGUAGGACUGGUAUUAAAAGUGCUAUAGGGUGUUCAGAUCACAUCACAUACCGUUGGCUUGAUCAGAUGUAGCACUCGCAAUGCAGAAUGAUCACUGUGCACUCGUUCCUUUCCUUGCUUUGCUGAAUCUAUCAUGCUUUGUUCCAAUGACAUUAUACCCAAACUGCAAAAUAAAUAUUCAUUUUGUGGCUUGUAGUCCAAGAUUAAACCAGGACUUCUUCUGAACUGCAUUUCAUUUCCCCCCAAAGGUUCCUGUUCAAACUUAGGUUCAGAAGAAAAGAAAUUGGCACAUACUUCAUUCUAUAUAUUGUGUUAUUUUGAAAAGAGAUUUUGGGUUGUAUCCAGUUAAGUUGUCCUGUUGGUGCAAAGACUUCCAGUGGUGCAACGGAACUCCCCACCCCCGCAAAAAAAAUCUGUUAUUGACAAGCUGUUUGGCGAAUCACUGACAUGUUGAGCGGAAAGGCCUUCUGGCUUCUGGACAGCUUAACUAUGGAGUAAUUGCCUGCACUCUUCAUCCCCACUCCAAAUCGCCAUGAGGUUGGCUGUCACACCACAUCAGAAUGUAUAGAUCAGCUUCUAAGACAUUUCUGUGCAGGGUUUAUACAUAUAACACAAAGCUAUUUCUCUUGCUACACAGAAUGAAAACGCCUUAUGUCCAAGACUGAGGAAUGCAAAAGUUGAAGAUCUCUGGAGUCUUACCAACUUCUUCGGGUUUGCCACAGAAACAUUUGUCUUGGCAGUCAACAUCCUAGACAGAUUUUUGGCACUCAUGAAGGUACAUCUAGAAGGAGCAGCUGUAUGCAUUUUUGCACAUAUUCAGUAACAAUAUGUUUCUAUUGUCUUUGGCAUUUGUUUUUGACUUUAAGGCAAUACGGUAAUCUAAGAUAAUUGCCUUAUUAUAGGUGUGUGACAGAAACAGAAAAUAGCAUUCCCACGUUUUCCUUGUCUUCCUCAGUUCCCUGUCUUUGUCUCUGACAUUUUUGGUCCAAAGCCAAAUUGCAAUCAUAUUACACUUCUUAGUGAGGUUAUCUGAAUCUAUGGCACCAUUCCAGAUGACACCUAGUGAAUAAUAUUGCUGAAUUUUUAGUAAAUGCCCACUACCGGCAGGAAUACUGUUAGAAGCUGAACUUACUAAACCUUGUCCUAGUAUUGCAUAGUACGAGCCAGCUUUUUACUAUAAGGGUCUUAUUGUUCUAGGCAAUAAGGGCAUGCAGCAGAACCCAGAUAAUUAUGAAUGGAUUUUCAGUACCUUUUUUCAUUAUUUGCCCAUUACACAUUGCUGCUAGGUAGCUUACCAUUCAUGCUACUAGCUGUUCCCAACGUUCUUUUCCUUCUCCCUAGGUGAAACCUAAGCACUUGUCCUGCAUUGGGGUCUGUUGCUUCCAGCUGGCUGCUCGAGUGGUUGAAGAGGACUGCAACAUCCCAUCCCUCCAUGAUGUCAUCCGGAUUAGCCAAUGCAAAUGCACUGUGUCCGACCUGAAGCGGAUGGAGAAAAUAAUCUCAGAAAAGCUGCACUUUGACUUCAAAGCUACUACUGCCUUAACCUUUUUGCACUUGUACCAUACUAUUGUACUCUGUCAUACCUCAGAAAGGUACGUGUGGGAUCAGCCUUAUUCCCUGUUGUUCAGUGGGUAGUUUGAAGCCCUCAUUCUGUCUUUAGCCUUCUGGGUCAUCCCUCUCCCAUUGCUGCCUGUACUUUCCUGCUUGCUGUGGCUGCAGAUGCUCCAGUUAUUGUUUCCCAAUAAUAUGUGCUCAUGCACAGUGAGAUAAGGAAAUGCAGCCAAGAGCCUGUAGUCUCUACAAGAUGAAUGGGAGCGGUCAGGUGCAUUGAGGGUUGUAGACUGGGAAAUAGGAUCAGUGCACCCGCCUUACAUUUUGAGUAACGCUGCAGGUAUCUUAGCUGAGCUGAACUCUGCCACACUGCUAGAUAACCCAGGUUUACAUUUUCCCCAUCUUGUCCUUUGUAUAGGAAAGAAUUGUUGAAUCUUGACAAACUGGAAGCACAACUUAAAGCUUGCAACUGCCGACUAGUCUUUUCAAAAGCAAAAGUAAGUAAAUAACAGCAAAGCAUAGGAGGAGUAUGGGCAAUAUAAUGAAUGGCACAAUUAUAUUUGGCCAUUAAAUUGGAGAUGCUAGCAAACAUACAAAAGUGAUAACAGCAUGAAGACUAUUAAGUUGGCUUUAUAAUCUCAGUAGUUUGUCUUCUUGUAGUGGGUAUGAGAUCAGUCUUAAUUUGCCAUUGCCACCUCUUUCUCAUGGUACACUCUGGAAUGAUCCCCAGGGAUAAAAAGGAAAUAUUACUAUAUCAUUAAUGUGAAAUAUAAAACAGUCAUUUACUUGUCUCUGUACUAUGGCUUUUAUGUGUUGGUGGUGGUGGGAGUAAUUUAUUUAUAAGUUAAAGCAAAAGUAAACCUGAAAUGGGUAGUUGACAGGCAAAAGAUGGAAUCCAGUAAUGUGUUACUUUGCUAGAUAUGUGUGUUUUUACUUUCAGCCAUCCAUCUUGGCCUUGUGCCUUCUGUCCCUGGAAGUGCAGGCUCUGAAAUCCAUUGAAUUGUUCGAGAUGGUUCUGUAUGUUCAGAAGCACUCAAAGGUAAGAGAUUCAACCAUUUUUGCUUUAUAUCACUUGGACCCAGCAAUCCUAAUACAGUACAGUGUGCUCCUCUGAAUAUGGGAAUUAGUUUCCAAAUGCAUGAUGUAGGGAGAUUGGGAAGGUCACAUGGCUGAAAAGCUUUGAAAUAGUGUAAAAGUGUAACAAGGACUCAAAAAUGAAUGACAUUCCCAUUUUACCCAUCUUACAUCAUAUGAUUCUAUACAGAAGACAUUUGUUGCAGUAUGAGAUUUCACAUACUUCAUCUGCAACCGCAAGCAUUCUCUAAACUGUCAUUAACUGCAGUACCUCAUUAGCUCACACAGUGCCAGUGCUGGGAUUUCAGUUAAAUAUGUAAAGUCUUUGAAGAUGUGGUGUGUGGCUGAAUCUGCAGUUGAGACUAAGUGGGGGUCUUUUAAAUUACUGUUCUUUUGUAGGAUCUUAGCACAGUAUGUUGGGGGAACUGUAUGAGAACUAGGCCAGAAGCGAAAGUUGAGCUCAGCUGACACACAGAAAGUGUUUCAGAAUGCAAACACUGCAGUGUGUUUAGGCAUCCAGCUUUUCUGGUGAUGAGCUUUUCAGCACAUCCCUCAGACUACGAUUCCAGCUGGUCUUUUUUUGAACACAAGCCCCCCACUCGGGUUAUUGUGGAUGAGAUUACAGGCAUAGUGGAUUUGUAGUAGAGGUCUCUUGAAUGAAUACAAAUAAAUAUGAGUGUCUUCUUUUGUUUUUAGAUAAGUGACAGUGACUUGCUUUAUUGGAGAGAGCUGGUUUCAAAAUGCUUAGCGGAUUACUCGUCUCCUGCCUGUUGCAAGCCGGACCAUAAGAAACUAGUUUGGAUUGUUUCAAGGCGUACUGCUCAAAAUCUUCAAAACAGCUACUACAGUGUUCCUGAGUUGCCCACAAUCCCAGAGGCUGGAUGUAUUGAUGAGAGUGAGAGGUAGGUAUAUCCCAUGGGGCUUUCUCUAUUUACCUGCUCGUCUUUCAAGUAAUGGCAUCUCAAUAAAUUUAAUGGUAACUUUCUUUUGUGGCAUGUGUGUAAUUUAAGAUUAGAUGAUAACCAAGUAGUAUUGGUUUGUUAGCAUUUCAAAUAUUAGAGCUACAUUUACUAUCUUGGUGGGUUCCAGAUCCCAUAAAACCAAACAGCUUGUAUUGCAUCCGUUGUGAGGGUGUUUACAUACAUUGGUGGGAAGGAAUCAUACCUCAGAGCACACUUCCUUUUACAUGUAGAAGGGCUAUUGAUUCUGUAAGCAAGUGGAAAUCACUACUGCAAUAGUAGUACAAUCUUCAUUCUUGAACUUAACAAGUGACGAAAAUAUAGGUAAAUGUUAAUAACUUACUGCAGAUUCUUUGGAGUACUAUAAUGUGGGUCUCUCUGACAGUAAAUAUUUUGAGGAGACUACAAGCACUCUGUGCUGUUUAAAUUGGUUUAAAGCAAGGGUGCAUUUUGAAUUGGCCAGUUAAGCUUUGAGGCUGCAGGAGUUGGAUGCUCAGUAAUGAAAUACGAGACCAAUGUGCAAUAAGGCAGUUAGCAGCUGUGCAGACCUUGACUGACCUUAUCUAAAGUGAAAGAACUUAUUUGAAUUAUAGCAGCUGACACUGCUUAGUUUAAAAUUGUAGAGAGUGAUGAACAUUUUAAUCACUUGAGAAACUGAUAAUCAGAGUCAAGUUCUUGUUGAUUUUGCGCUGGAAAUUCUGUGCAUAAUGUCAUUAACAGAACCCUCACACCAUGGAAGCAGAAUCUAUUCUUAAUGCAAUUGGGUGCAGUGCAGACUGCUAGGGAAUUUAAAAUAAAUAAAUAAGCACUCAGAUGCUGCUAAGAAAUGUGAUGCAAAUAAUGCAACCCAAAAGUAGAAAAAGACCCACAUAAACAUUGUCUAUUUGGGGUGGGGUUUUUAAAUACUUUUUAAAAAAAUAAAUAAAUCAUUUUUCACUUAUGUGAGCUGUAUAUAACUCUUCAUAUUUUACCCCCUAGUGAGGACUCCUGUGAAGAUAUGAGCUGUGGAGAAGAAAGUCUUAGCAGUUCUCCACCAAGUGACCUGGAAAGCACCUUCUUCUUUGACCUCAAGCCAAAAUCAACUCCGUGUGCUAGGCUGAACUUUUAAUGCAUUAUAGUACUAUAGGCAACAAGUAUCUAAGCACCCUCUGUACCUUGACGCAAAGUCUCAUGCAGUACCCAAAACAUACACACCACUUACUGUGGCAAAAGUCAAAUGUAGCAGGGUUGAUUCAACCAACCAUUUAGGUCUUUAUCCAGUGAGGAGCAUGAACAAGUGCACACUGUGUGUUAGUAGGCUAUAAGAGAGCUCUAAAGCUUGAUAUGUGCUUGAACGCCUUGCUGAAAUUAGAGGUUGAAUAUGGGGAACUAUUUUUGGGAUAGACUGAGUUGCAAAGAAGUGUAUGCUUGUUUCUGUCUGGACUGAAGUACUUUUAACCAAAACUUUAGUUGUGCAUUCUUUUUUAAGAAAGGAGUUUCUCUCUCCUUUUUUUAAAGCUUUGUUGAAUUUCAGGAAGUGUAUUAAAUAAGGAAUAUGCUUGUGUUAUUUAGGGAUGAAUAAUGUCCCCUUUUAAAGUGAAAACCAGAGGGUAAUCUGGUUCAAUGUGCCAGGUAUAUUUUAGUGUUAAAACUUCUCAAGGGUCGGCUUUACUAUCCAUUUUAGGAACUGAAGUGUAUUCAGAAAACCUUAGUGUUAAUGUGAAAAAGGAAACUAUUAAAUUAGAAAUUUUGACAUUCAAUGUAAAGUCUACUUUCCCUUUUACUACUAACUCCUGUAGCUUUUUUCCAGUAUUUUACAUUGUCAUAAAUAAUUUCUUAAUCAUAACACGUUUGCAUGCUUAAGUGAAAGCUGUUAGCGGAAAGGCUAUUUGAUUAUGCAGAAGUGUUGGUAAAUGUGAAGUUGAUGAAAGUGGUUGUAAUGACACUUAAUUGCUUGCCAUUUUCUUUUCUCUUAAAGCACAGACUUUUAUGGUUGCUUUACUUAAUAUUUUCAAAUAUAUGCAAAGUGAGCAAAAGAAGAAAUUUACUCCGUAGUAUAAUAAUGUAAAAGCAAUGUCAUGGUAGAAAUGAAGGGGCUGCGUAAGUUAGGAUUUUGUAGCAUUGUGUGGCCAACGUGUCUAGGCUGAAGUGCAGAUGUGAAUGGUGAUGUAUGGUGUGCUCUGAUUUUUAUAAAGGAAAAAAAAAGUUUACAAAAAUUGUGUAAAAAUGUAAAUUAAAAUCUGUAUAAAAACUUUAAAAAACAAAAUAAGCUGAAAAAUAUUGUAUUUUUACAGUGUGUAUGUAACUUUCAUGUAUGUUGCAUGUAGAUAUUAAUUUAUUGUAUUCUGUAUAUGAUAUAAAUACUGUACAUUGAAGAUUUGCCUUUUUGGUACUGCAAGCCAGAGUCUCAAAAGACGUUUUCUGAAAGCUAUUUUCUCUCAAAGAUAACUCAGAUCUCUUUGCUUCAGUUCAAUAAAACCAAAUGCUUUUCCUA
Podarcis lilfordi (Lilford's wall lizard) is the source of this 10071-nucleotide messenger RNA. The record is from the annotation of a GenBank genome assembly. NCBI's taxonomy places the organism in Eukaryota, Metazoa, Chordata, Lepidosauria, Squamata, Lacertidae.